This is a messenger RNA of Drosophila takahashii, 2278 nucleotides long. RefSeq names its product Heterogeneous nuclear ribonucleoprotein at 87F (gene Hrb87F). Gene Ontology annotation, biological process: mRNA splicing, via spliceosome. Gene Ontology annotation, cellular component: catalytic step 2 spliceosome. Gene Ontology annotation, molecular function: mRNA 3'-UTR binding. Lineage: Eukaryota; Metazoa; Arthropoda; Insecta; Diptera; Drosophilidae. The record is from RefSeq and is a predicted model, not a curated record.
CCUUUGUGCGUGCUGUACACUUUUCGGGCGUCUGCUGGAAAAAGUGAAAAGUUUUAAAGUUGCUUGAGUUUUAUACACAAACAAUACAAUAAUGGCGGAUCUGAACGACUCCAAUGGAAACUACGACGAUGGUGACGAGAUCACCGAGCCAGAGCAGCUGCGCAAACUGUUCAUCGGCGGUCUGGACUACCGCACCACGGACGAUGGCCUUAAAUCGCACUUCGAGAAGUGGGGCAACAUCGUGGACGUGGUGGUGAUGAAGGACCCCAAGACGAAGCGCUCGCGCGGCUUCGGUUUCAUUACCUACUCGCAGUCGUACAUGAUCGACAAUGCCCAGAAUGCGCGCCCGCACAAGAUCGAUGGACGCACCGUGGAGCCCAAGAGGGCUGUGCCGCGCCAGGAGAUCGAUGCCCCGAAUGCCGGGGCCACGGUGAAGAAGCUCUUUGUGGGCGGCCUUCGCGACGAUCACGACGAGGAGUGCCUGCGCGAGUACUUCAAGGACUUUGGCCAGAUCGUUGGCGUGAAUAUCGUUUCCGACAAGGAUACGGGCAAGAAGCGCGGCUUCGCCUUCAUCGAGUUCGAUGACUACGAUCCCGUGGACAAGAUCAUCCUCCAGAAGAACCACACCAUCAAGAACAAGAGCCUCGAUGUGAAGAAGGCGAUUGCCAAGCAGGAUAUGGACCGCCAGGGCGGCGGUGGUGGUGGUGGUGGCGGUGGAGGAGGCGGCGGUGGACAGGGAGGACGAGGCGGUCCUCGGCCUGGCGGACGCGGUGGUCAGGGUGAUCGCGGCCAGUGCGGCGGCGGUGGCGGCUGGGGAGGCCAGGGCAGGCAGAACGGUGGUGGCAACUGGGGCGGAGCCGGCGGCGGCGGUGGCUUCGGCAACAGCAGCGGCAACUUUGGCGGCGGCGGUCAGGGCGGCGCCUCGGGCGGUUGGAACCAGCAGGGCGGAAGCGGCGGCGGCGGUCCGUGGAACAACCAGGGCGGCGGCAACGGCGGCUGGAACAAUGGUGGCGCCAGCGGAGGCGGCUACGGCGGCGGCAGCAGCAACGGCAGCUGGGGCGGCAACGGCGGGGGCGGUGGCUUCGGCAACGAUUACCAGCAGAGCUACGGCGGCGGUCCGCAGCGCAACAACAACUUUGGCAACAGCCGCCCGGCUCCGUACAGCCAAGGAGGCAGUGGAGGAGGCGGCGGAGGUUUCAACAAGGGUAACCAGGGUGGAGGACAAGGCUUUGGCGGCAACAACUACAACACCGGAGGCGGCGGCGGCCAGGGUGGAAACAUGGGCGGCGGCAAUAGACGUUACUAGACAAGGUAAACACACAUAGACAGAGAGAGAGAGGGAGUCAGUUCAAGCUAGACGACUAUCAGGCAGAGUCUAGGCAGGCAGAUGCAGAGGCACAAGCACAAUCACUAUCACAGUCUCAGGCAGGCAAUCAGUAGGCAGACAAGAUCAGGACCAAGAAAUCCAGAUCCAGAACCAGAAACCAGGCCGAGUGCAAGUGAAAGCUAUCGGCUUUCUGCUGGCCAAAACCAAAAUCUACUUGCCAGAAACAGCAACAAGCUAAUAAACAGUGAAACAGCCAAAAGCGAAACGAACCGACGCUGCUAUCUCUCUUUUGUAACCAUUAAUUCGCUGAUCAAUUCAUGUUUAGGUUGUUAAGAACCCUGAACGCUUAGUUUUAACUAUAUUAACAAAACAAACAAACUAAAAGAAACGAAACGAAAAGAAAGAAACCAACAAACAAAAUAUAAAUUAAACAAUAAUUUUAUUUUAUAAAAUUGACUACCAACAGAAAAUCAAUUGAUCGACGGAUUCUCUUUGAAGAACCCAGUUGUUAUAAGGGCGUUUAUAAGGUAGAGGUACCUUGAACUUUAUUCAUGUCGGGAUGUAGAUGUAUUUUAUUGAUUGAUUUUAUUUUUUAGCGAUCCAGCGAAAUGUAAGAAAUCAAAUAGAACCAUAUUUUGUAAUGACUUUUUUGUACAUCUAAGAACUUUUACACAUACUAUGAUUUAUUGCAAAGAAGAAGAUCCUAAUUCCUGAAAGGCGAACGCCACGCAGAAAUGUGUACACGCUGUGUCCUAGCAAUCGAAAUCCAUAUAUACGAAACAUACCACUCUGUUAGCCCCUAAGAAGUAGAUGCUACGCUAAGUCAGAAAAACAAAAACCACUGAAAACAUACUUACAAAUGUUCUGUAAUUAGAGUUCGUUUCGAGAGAAACGCCAGCGACGAGAUACAAACAAGCAAAAUAAAGUCCUAACCAAUGUUACCCACCCGAA